Messenger RNA from Cajanus cajan (pigeon pea), 1586 nucleotides. The record is from RefSeq and is a predicted model, not a curated record. Lineage: Eukaryota; Viridiplantae; Streptophyta; Magnoliopsida; Fabales; Fabaceae.
AUGGCUUGGUCAAUUGAGCUCUCGGAGUUUGACAUCACCUUUGAAGCACGAGGCCCUAUUAAAUCCCAAUGCUUGGCUGAUUUUAUGAACGAGUUGCAGCCGAAAGGCCAUUUUGUAAGUGACCUGUGGACAAUGCAUGUAGAUGGGUCUUCAAAUAACCAAGGUUGUGGAGCAGGAGUAAUCCUUGAAGGACCAUCCGGAUUGAUACUCGAACAGUCCCUACGAUUUGCAUUCAAGACCUCCAAUAAUCAGGCCGAAUACGAGGCAUUAUUGGCAGGGUUAAGGCUCGCCCAAGAAGUUGGUGCUCGGCGAAUAGUGUGUUGGACAGAUUCAAAAAUCGUCUCGGAACAGGUUAAUGAUCACUUUCAGGUGAAAGACCCCAACUUGUUGAAAUAUUACCACUUGUUUCAGAAUGCACGUAACACCUUUGACGAGGUCCAGGUUAAGCAUACCCCAAGGGAACGUAAUGAACGCGCCGAUCAACUGGCUCGGCUGGCUAGCAGUGGCCGAAAACCCGGGCAGCUUCGAACUACUCUUCAUCUCGACCUCGCAACUCCUAGUGUGAAACCGAAUGAGUGUUUAACGGUCGAUGAACCUCAACAGACUUGGAUCGCUGACAUAAUGAAUUACAUCAAGUCGGGAAAACAACCAACCGAACCUUCCGCCGCCAAAAAGCUUCGUGCACAGGCAGCCCGAUACUCAGUAAUAAACGGUGAAUUGUACCGAAGAGGCUUCUCCACCCCAUUGUUGAAAUGCAUUGAUUCAACACAAGCAAAUUACGUGCUGAGAGAGAUCCAUGAAGGCAUUUGUGGGUCUCACUCGGGUGGAAGAACUCUAGCAGCCAAAGUGUUAAGAGCUGGAUACUACUGGCCAACUCUUAGAACUGAUUGUGUUAAAUUUGUUAAGCGAUGCAUGCAAUGCCAACGCCAUGGGAAUAUUAUUCACGCCUCGGCUGAAGAGUUACACAGCAUUAGCUCUCCUUGGCCCUUUGCACUAUGGGGGAUGGACAUCCUCGCUGGUAUGGUGCAGAAGUUUUUGUGGAAGAACAUUGUCACGCGCUUCGGUAUACCAUAUGCCAUUGUAACCGACAAUGGUCUCCAAUUCACAGAUCAAAAGUUGAACAAGUUCAUCCAAGACUUAGGCAUACGGCAUCGAUUCACAUCGGUUGAACAUCCUCAAUCGAACGGACAAGCCGAGGCGGCAAAUAAAGUCAUCUUAACAGAGUUGAAAAAGCGCUUGGGAGAUUCUAAGGGCGCCUGGGCCGAAGAACUAGUAGAAGUUUUGUGGGCUUAUAGAUGUACGCCUCAAUCCACAACAAAGGAAACACCGUUCCGAUUGACAUACGGUACUGAGGCCAUGAUUCCGGUGGAAGUAGGUGAACCUUCCUUCCGCCGUUUACAUUUUGACGAAGCAGGCAACGACGCAUCUCUUCGGGUUGAAGUUGAUGUCAUAGACGAGAUCCGAGACAAGGCGCGUAUAAUGGCGGAAGCAUGCAAGCAAAGAAUGACCCGGCGCUUCAACUCCACCCUUUCGAAGCGAUGUUUCAAGGAGGUUGACCUAGUAUGGCGUGUACAAGGAUCGGCAAG